Molecule: messenger RNA, 3969 nt
Organism: Notodromas monacha
Lineage: Eukaryota; Metazoa; Arthropoda; Ostracoda; Podocopida; Cyprididae
Source: the annotation of a GenBank genome assembly
AGGUGAUAGAAACUUUGUGCGGUUUGGAUGCACUUGAAAUCGUCAAUCUUCUGAAGAUACGUGACCAGAAAACUCGACAAGUGGUAACUGAGCUUAAGCGUAAACUUCGAGACGAAGUUUGUGGCAGUUUCACGCUGAAACGUUUCCCAGAACUGGCGGGUGAUGCCGAAAAAGUGGUGAUAGUCGACUAUCAGCCAGGGUUUGAUCCUGACCUGAUCUCGAAAUGGAAGGGGCGUCGGCUGUUGCAAAAACGACCACGUCCUGCCAAUCAAUAAUGACAGUGAUCUAUGCUCUUGUUUCAGCAUCGGUUUGUUUUUCUUCAUUUUCAAAGCUAGCGGUAUUUCCGCAAGUGAGAGUUUUUCCAGAUUUUCGUACGCCGAAUUUUUUUUUAUGCUGUUUGGAGCGUUCGGAAACAAGUCUUACGGGUUUUCUUUUGAAAUUUCAUUAAAGCUUUGUGAUUUGGAUGAAGAGAAACCAAACUUUUUUUUAUUUAUUGCAGGGGAAGUUGAUAUUAAAAAAUAAUGGAAAUGCAGCGAAUGUUCGUGAGUGAGACAGAGUUGGAGGAGAAGCGGAAGAAGAGGCAGGAAGAGUGGACUAAGGUCCGGACUUCCGAUCAGCCAGAGGAAAACCUCGUUCGAGGAAUCGAUGACGACGAAUCGGAUUUCCUCGGGACUGUCGACGAAAUGAAGGAGAAGAUUAUCAGGGAGAAGGAGUUGGAAGAGCAGCGAGAACUCAAGGAAUUUCACAUAUCCUUUUCACGAUAUCAUACUCUUGCGAUUAUCGAAUGCGCGGAAAGAAAGUGUAGGCGAAGAGGCAAGCUGAUUGAAGAAGAAGAUGCGACGAGAGCGAAUGGAGUUGCAACAGUUGCCAAACCGACUGUGGCACCGAAAAAGAGCCAACAACAUCAACUGAUUCUCAAGGGAGUCAAGCGCAAAGCUGCACCAGAAGCUCCUGAAGAAGAGGUUGACAAUCGAAGCCUUUACGAUCGAUUGCAGGAACAGAAAAUACGAAAGCAGGAGGAAUUCGACGAGGCGCGCAAGCUCAAAGAAAGACCGGACGAAGUGACGAAGCCGUGUCGUAUGGUGUUGCCAGGGAUGGAUUGCUACGAAGCGUCGUCCAGUGACGACAGCGACAGCGAACGGGAUGACAGUCUUGAUGAGGAAUAUUGUGGACACCCGAAAACAAAUUACUUUGUGAGUCCAUUCCCUGAAAUGAAGAAAAAGACCUCUAUUUCCUGCGCGGCGAAAGAUUCGAUUAUCUUGCGUCAUGCUCAAAGCGAUGUGAUGGAUGAGCAUUAUGAUGAUGAUGGUUUUUCCGAAGAAACCAUGAUCAGUUCGAAAGAAGGUGUACCUGACAAAAGUCAAUCGCCGCCUCUGAACGGCAUCGAAGAUGACGAGGAUUCGUCGGCUUCGAAUGAUUACUCGGAUAUCAGAACUGUCAAUGAUAUCAUCAGCAAGGUGUAUUUCCCGAAAUAUUUGAAAUGGCGUGGGAAGUGUCUUUGCCGAACGUCGUUGCUCGACCAGAGAAAGUCCAAGCAGAAGCAAUGCGAAGCCUGGGAUGACGUCAGUUGUGUUACUCUCCGUUGCACCUCCAUGUCAACGAUCGUCAAUGCUCGUUCUUCGCGAACACACGCCGUAAAAGCUUUGUGCAAGAAUCAUUUUGCCCGCCUGAAAGCUCAUGAAUGCUGUCCUUUCUGCGAUUCUUUCUGCACCCAGGGAACCUUCCUGGUCUGUUCAGAAGUGAGAGAAGAGUUUCAUUUCUUCCAUGCCAUCUGUGCCUUGAAGUUUUACCACGGCAAUCGCAGCUCUGUCGUGUGUCCGCAUUGCGAUCAUCAGCCGAAUUUGGGAUUCCAUGAAUGGACCAAACGUCUCAUUUUAGAUUCGCUCUCCGAUUAUCCGAAGAAUCACCGGAUACACGUUCGUCUCCCGAAAGAGGAUGAGAAGGUGAUACAACCGAGAGGAACGAGGGCUCGGAAACGACCAGGGAAGUCUUUCAAGGAACUUUUGAACUCUUGGGACGAAGAGAAGAUGGAUCGAGUUAUGAAGAAAAUUUCUUCCGAGCGAUUCCGUCCCUCGUUUAACUUGUACGAAGCGUGUCUUUUCGGAGAUAUUAAAUCUCUCGUCUGGCUUUUGAAUAACGGCGCAAUUGCGAAUGAAGUGUAUCCAGAUCGGAAAAAUCGUCGCCCUGCUCACGCGGCUGCUUUUGGCGACCAAUUGGCAGUCCUAGUCAUUCUGCACAAUGCGAACGCCGAUUUGAAUGCCCAAGACGAAGAGUCCAUGACACCGAUGAUGUGCGCUGCUCGGAAGAACUUGUACAACGUUGUCGAGUUUCUCCUCAGGAAGAAUGUUUCUCCUUACACAAAGGACGAGUUGGGUAAAACUGCUCUUCAUAUCGCGGCAGAAUCAAAUUCUUUUGAGGUUGUCAAAACGCUGGUGGAGUUCUCGCCGAAACCCAAGAGAUUGAUUGAUAUGACGGACAACGGUUCUUUCACAGCCUUGAAUUAUGCUGUGGAUUCAUCGCUUGUCCAAAUAGUCGAGUACUUGUUGGCAAACGGGGCAGACCCAAAUAUUCCCGACGAGGAAGGCAACAGGUUGAUACAUUGGUGUGCCUUUUACGGUUCCGUCGAAAUGCUGGAAUCGGCGCUCGAAACCCGUUGCGAUAUCAACGUUCAGAACAAGAAAGGAGACACUCCGUUGCAUCUCGCAGCCAGGUGUAUGCAUUACGAAUGCGUGGACCUUCUCAUUAGUCGCGGGGCAAAUUUGGACCUUCGGAAUUGCAAGGGAUCGACCCCUCGGGAAACCGUGGGAAAUGAUCGGAUGUGUUCUUUGUCGGGUUUGUUGGGUCUCACUGAGGUGCUGAGUUCGGAUGCUGUGGAUUUGCGGAAAGAUGAAGAUGUUGGAAAUGCUUUAGUGAGUGCGGAUCAUCCCGUGCCUUCGGUUUCUUGCAAUGCCGUGCAGAUGUUUUCGCUUGAGGACAUCAGCUGUGGCCGAGAACGUGUUCGCAUUCCGUGGAUUAACGAGGAGGACGAUGAAGAAUUUCCGAGUCAAUCAUUCACAUACAUAUGUUUGUGCGAGGAUGUGUGCUCUGAAAAAUGUCCUUGCGUCGUAAAAGUGUUCGAGGAUUCGACGGAAAAGAAAGUUGUGGGCAUGCAUACGUUGGAUGCUGAUGGACGGUGUUCUGAAGAUGUUGUGUUGGAUCGAGAUGGAGCUUACCUUGUGGAAUGUAGGCCUUCCUGCAAUUGCGAUCCGAUCCUAUGCAAUAACAAACUUGUACACACCGAGCUCAGAAAUAAAGUCCAAAUAUUCAAGACGAAAUUCAAAGAUUGGGGAUUGCGUGCUGGUGAGGACAUUCGAUCUCGAACCUUCGUUUGCCCGUACGCCGGAGAAUGCGUGAUGAAAGAAGACGCCUUGAAACGAUGUGAUCUCACGUAUACGUUGCAGUUUGCGAACGAGAAAUUUUUGUGGAUCGACGCGAAAGAAUUCGGCAAUGUGGCUAGGUUUAUUAAUCAUUCCUGUGAACCGAAUUUGAUGGUGAUCCCGGUUCUCCGGGGAAGUGGAAUGGUGAAAUUUGUUGCUGGGCUCUUUGCCUUGAGGGAUAUCCGAGCCGGAGAAGAGCUUACGAUGGACUACGGCAGCCAUGUUCUGGAGCAGCGGGAUUUUGAAUGUCAAUGCGGAUCUCGUUCAUGUGUAUCUCUGAGAGAACUCUUGCCCGACGCGAAUUCUUCCUGAAGACGAAUUUCGACCUAACGUCGUUACGUUGCUGGGGAAACGUCCGAUCGAUUCGAAUUUUUUUCGUUCACGUCCAUGCGUUUGGUGCUGGAUUCUGAUCAGUUUUAUCUGCUCUCUUCUGUUUUUUUGAAUUUCUGUAAAGUAUCUGAAAUGUUUUCGGAAAACGAUGGUCAGUCGUCCGGUUUUAUUGCGCAGGAGAUGAUUUUGAGUAAUUUUAGUCAUGAACGAAUGUCGCGAUGAA